This is a messenger RNA of Exophiala aquamarina CBS 119918, 399 nucleotides long. Its product is annotated as gluconate 5-dehydrogenase. Bases 1 to 399 code for a protein of 132 amino acids. Lineage: Eukaryota; Fungi; Ascomycota; Eurotiomycetes; Chaetothyriales; Herpotrichiellaceae. The transcript has a single exon. The record is from RefSeq and is a predicted model, not a curated record.
AUGCCUUCAGAUCCUGCACGUGUGAUCAUCGUCAGUUCCACUGCCGGCACCAAUGUCCCUCAUGUAGGAGAGCACGGCACCAUUAUGUAUUCAGCCUCCAAGGCAGCGGCUGAUCAUAUGGCUCGAAAUCUUGCAGUGGAGCUGGGGCCGCGAAAUAUUACUACCAAUACUGUCAAGCCUGGGUUUUUCCCAUCCAAGCUAGCAAGCGGUCUCAUUGACAUAUUGGGUGGCGAAGAGGAGCUGUCAAGGACGAACCCUCGAGGAAGGUUAGGGGUGCCAGAAGACAUUGCUGGAGUGAUGCUCUUCCUCGCCUCUCCUGCAGCGAACUACGUCAACGGCGAAGAUAUAUCAUUGGAUGGAGGCGCUAGAUUAUCCUCAGGCCGACUCACCAAGCUGUAA